Bufo bufo (common toad) is the source of this 1403-nucleotide messenger RNA. RefSeq names its product nuclear receptor ROR-gamma-like. Gene Ontology annotation, cellular component: nucleus. Gene Ontology annotation, biological process: regulation of transcription by RNA polymerase II. NCBI's taxonomy places the organism in Eukaryota, Metazoa, Chordata, Amphibia, Anura, Bufonidae. The record is from RefSeq and is a predicted model, not a curated record. The transcript is spliced from 9 exons. Gene Ontology annotation, molecular function: nuclear receptor activity; RNA polymerase II cis-regulatory region sequence-specific DNA binding. The coding region runs from base 213 to 1379 and encodes 388 amino acids.
AAAUUGAAGUAAUUCCGUGCAAAAUCUGUGGAGAUAAAUCUUCUGGGAUCCACUAUGGAGUAAUAACAUGUGAAGGAUGCAAGGGCUUUUUCCGCCGGAGUCAGCAGGGGAAGCCGAUUUACUCAUGCAGCCAGCAACAAAGCUGUCCCAUCGACCGCUCCAGUAGGAACCGAUGCCAGCACUGCCGGCUGCAGAAAUGUCUAUCCUUGGGCAUGUCUCGUGAUGCAGUUAAGUUUGGGCGCAUGUCAAAAAAGCAGAGGGCUAUAUUACAAGCUGAGGUGCAAAAACUUCUGAAGGAGCAAAGGACAGAGAUCUCUGGAAGCCUACAAAGUUCUGAAAACCAGGCUGAACAACCAUCCACUACAACACCAGAGCUGCCUCAUUCCACCCAACCUUCUGCAUGGAUAGGUCACAGCAGGUGGGACUCCUCCUUCGCCCCGCGUAACUGUUCACUGACUAGAAUGCAACUGCAGAGGGAACCCCUCAUGCUCCACACCCCAGAAAAGGCACAGACAGAAGCUACAAAUAGGAAAAGCUUUCUCCGAGAACAGCAGCUGAGACCCAAUGUCUUCCACAAUCUGCAAUCAUUCUGCAGCCUCAACUUCAGCAGCUGUCUGCCUCCGGAGUGCCUGCUAUCAGCCACAGAGCUGGAACUGCUAACGCAGAAUGUGGUGUUUGCACACCAAGAGACAUGCCAGUUUCGUCAGGAGAACCUUCAGAUAUUGAGAUGGGAAACGUUCACACCUGAAGAAAUGCAGAGCUUACAGCAAAAGCCCAUGGACCAGAUGUGGGAACGCUGUGUCUGUCACAUUACAGAUGCCAUUCAAUAUAUUGUGGAAUUUGCAAAGCGGCUCAGUGGCUUUAUGGACCUGAAUCCAAACGAUCAGAUUGUACUUCUGAAAGCAGGCGCAAUGGAGCUGCUGUUGAUUAGAAUGAGCCGAGCCUUUAACUGGUACAAUAGCACUGUCUUUUUUGAGGGAAAAUAUGCACAAUUGGAGCUCUUCCAUUCUUUAGGCUGCCAUGAUCUCAUCAGUUCCAUGUUUGAGUUCUGCCAGUCACUCUGUGCACUCAACCUCUCUGAACAUGAAAUGGCCUUCUUCAGUGCCCUGACCCUGCUCGAUCCCAGCCUCCCCUGGCUACAAGAGAGGCACAAGGUGGAUACUCUAUACAGGAAGAUACACUUGGCCUUUAGAAACUUACUUCACAGAACACGUCGCGAGUUCAUUUUAACAAAGCUUCCAGAAAAGGAGAAACUCUCCAGCAUUUGCCAGCUCCACCUGGAAAAGCUGAACAUCUUCAGACAGAUGUACCCAAGAAUUGCAUGGGAGCGAUUCCCUCCUCUGUAUAAGGAGUUAUUUAUCUCAGAGACUGAAAAUUAAUGAGCAGAAUUGGACAUCCCAUUU